This is a messenger RNA of Drosophila busckii, 2593 nucleotides long. It is a transcript of the gene p120ctn, whose product is annotated as catenin delta-2. Gene Ontology annotation, molecular function: cadherin binding. NCBI's taxonomy places the organism in Eukaryota, Metazoa, Arthropoda, Insecta, Diptera, Drosophilidae. The record is from RefSeq and is a predicted model, not a curated record. Gene Ontology annotation, cellular component: cytoplasm; nucleus; adherens junction. Gene Ontology annotation, biological process: cell-cell adhesion; cell-cell junction assembly. Bases 268 to 2577 code for a protein of 769 amino acids. The transcript is spliced from 4 exons.
AGGAAAUUUUUGUGUUUAGAAUCAACAAAUAUUGAAAACCUAAUAUGAUAACUGCGUGUAGUGUUUAUUAGCCAGAGUUUAAUAAGGUUGUUAGUUGUUUUCAACAACCAACUUACUCUGCUCAAAAAAUAUGCAUACGUAAAGUUCUACAUGAAAAAUAAUUCAAAAGAAAUUUCUUAGAGAGAUAAAUUUUAAAAUUGUGUAUUGAGAAAUACAUAAUAUACAUAUCUAACUCAAAUUUGGUAAGAAUUUACAGCAUCAAUAAAAAUGAAUCAACAGCAAAAUGUUAAUAUGGAUCCGUCCCUGGUGCCAGAUACGGGUCAUAUUCAAACUCAAUAUGCAGCAUUUCAAAACUUUGAACAAUACACUGCUGCUGGAUAUUCUAACGCACCAAUAUACAUUUCAAAACCAACUGGAAUAGGAGCUAUUUCACGUAUUGCACCACACUGCUCUGUAGGUUCCCAAAGCAAAAUAGAAACAACUUCUCAAGAAAUUUCACUGCCCGGCAUAGAGAACCAUCAAUUGACACCAGCUAUGAGAUAUAUACAAGCUUCGCAAUUUGAUGAAGGCCCGGACUUUGGUAUAUCUGGCUUACAAUCCUGUGGACUAGAAACACAUUAUACUGAUGAGUCCGCCGUGCCAUACGGAUUUACAGGGGAUCCCAAUUAUGGUCUACCAAAUAUUGGUGCAAGUAUAAAACCAUAUGCUCCAAGGCCGUUUGACAACAACAUAAAUGACUCCGAGCAAGGAAUAGAUACUCAAUGUAGACCAUUUGAAAGUCAAACAGAUUUCAAGCUUGCUCCAUUUGGUACAAAUUCUUUAAAUACUAUUCCACCUAGAAUAGGUGAAAAAGAUAAUUUUCUGGCGGGAUCCGAUAGUGAUAUUUGUUCUACAAUGCGUUGGCGUGACCCGAACCUUUCGGAAGUAAUAAGCUUUCUAAGUAAUCCUAAUAACGCAAUUAAGGCCAACGCUGCAGCAUAUUUGCAGCAUUUGUGCUACAUGGAUGAUCCAAACAAGCAACGUACUAGGACCUUAGGAGGAAUACCGCCUCUAAUUCGAUUAUUGUCAUAUGAUGCUCCCGAAAUUCAUAAAAAUGCUUGCGGAGCCUUACGCAACUUGUCUUAUGGAAGACAAAAUGAUGAAAACAAACGUGCAAUAAAAAACGCAGCAGGAAUAGAAGCAUUAGUUCAUCUGCUUUGUCGAUCGCAAGAGACUGAAGUAAAAGAAUUGGUAACUGGAGUUUUAUGGAAUAUGUCUUCAUGUGAAGAUAUCAAACGUUCAAUUAUUGAUGAAGCGCUGGGGGCAAUAGUUUGCAACAUUAUAAAGCCUCAUUCUGGAUGGGAUCCCGUAUGCUGUGGCGAGACUUGUUUUUCUACGGUAUUUCGAAAUGCAUCGGGUGUUUUGCGAAAUGUAAGUUCUGCUGGAGAACACGCUCGUGAAUGUUUGCGGAAUUGUGAACACUUGGUUGAGUCGCUACUUUACGUAGUGCGAUCGUCCAUUGAAAAGAACAAUAUUGGAAACAAAACAAUAGAGAACUGUGUUUGUAUACUACGAAAUCUUUCAUAUAGAUGUCAAGAGGUUGAGGAUCCAAAUUAUGAUAAGCAUCCUUUCAUAGUUCAAGAAAAGGUAUUGCCAUCAUCUUCAAAAGGAGAAAAUUUAGGAUGUUUUGGAACAAGUAAAAAAAAAAAGGAACUAGCUUUAAAUGAGUCCCAACAGGACUACAUAUUUUCUUCAGAAUUUUCCAAGAAUUGUGGAGGAAAUAAUCAAGGAAAUAAAGGAGUUGAACAGUUAUGGCAACCGGAAGUUGUUCAAUAUUACUUGUCUUUACUGCAGAGCUGCUCAAAUCCAGAAACACUCGAGGCGUCAGCUGGAGCAAUUCAGAAUUUGUCAGCCUGUUAUUGGCAACCAAGCAUUGACAUUCGAGCUACCGUGCGAAAAGAAAAGGGACUUCCUAUACUUGUCGAACUGUUGAGAAUGGAAGUCGAUAGAGUAGUAUGUGCUGUCGCUACUGCAUUGCGAAAUCUUGCUAUUGAUCAACGUAAUAAAGAGUUGAUUGGCAAGUAUGCUAUGCGCGAUCUGGUCCAAAAGCUACCGUCUGGAAAUGCACAACACGACCAAAACACAUCUGAUGAUACGAUUACAGCAGUAUUAGCAACCAUAAACGAAGUAAUAAAAAAAAAUCCGGAAUUUGCUCGUUCUCUGUUAGAUGCUGGUGGUGUGGAUAGACUUAUGAACAUAACACGACGCAAAGAACAAUAUACUUCGUGCGUAAUAAAGUUUGCUAGUCAAGUUUUGUACACAAUGUGGCAACAUCACGAGUUGCGUGAAGUCUAUAAGAAAAAUGGAUGGAAGGAGCAAGAUUUUGUUAACAAGCACUUCGCUCCGCACAAUACCCCGCCAAGCUCACCAAACAAUGCUAACAAUACUCUGAAUAGACCAAUGGCAUCUCAAGGUCGAACCCGUUAUGAAGAUAGAACAAUUCAGCGUGUUCCGAAUUAUAGAAAUAAAGAAGCAACAGGAGGUGCCAUCUCCAACGAUUCUGCGUUGCUAUCUGAAAUGGUUCGAAAACAAUUAUAAAAUGUAUAUUUGUUUG